Molecule: messenger RNA, 1099 nt
Organism: Tripterygium wilfordii
Lineage: Eukaryota; Viridiplantae; Streptophyta; Magnoliopsida; Celastrales; Celastraceae
Exons: 9
Coding region: 199-753 (184 amino acids)
Biological process (GO): chromosome segregation
Cellular component (GO): MIS12/MIND type complex
Source: RefSeq, a predicted model, not a curated record
UACUGAACGGGCCCCUAAACAGAGGCAGAGCCUAAACAAUUUAUUUUUUUAAAAAAUAAGUGUGCGAAGAAGAACACUUCCACUGUUUUUUGAAAAAAAAACCGAAGCUUUGACGUGUAGAUCCGACCUUCCAGAUUCCUUUCUCCGGAAAGCGCCACUCUUUACGCUGAGAGUAUCGAUAACCGGUGAGGUAUUUGAAUGAUAAAUUCGUCUAUAAUGGAGAAAAGUGGAAGUAGUUUUGUGGGAUUGAGGCAAUCUGAUUUGAAGAAAUCCUUCAAGCUCGCACUUCGUUCUCUUCUAACAACCUGUUCUAAGGAGGAAUUCGACAAAGCAUUUUCAAGAUUCACUGGUGCUGAGCAAGAAUGUCUUCACCAGCUCUUUGUUCAGGUUAUUACUUCAUUGCAUGAAAGUAUAGAGGAAGAGUUCGAGUCUUUGUUCCUUGAAACACAGGUCGGACCUGCUCUCAAUAUUGUGGAGCAACUUGUUGAAGAGCAAUCUCUGGAUCCUUUGUUUUCAGAAAAGACUAACUUCAUUGAUGUUGCACAUGAUCUAUCCAUGGCAAAGAAGAAUGAGAUCCAUUAUCUGGGGAGUAUGCUGAAUAGGGCGGUGGAACAAAAGCGCGUCAUCGAGGCUCAGAUCAUUGAACUGAAGAAUGGAAGGAAAGAUGUCCCGAAGACGGCAGAUAUUGAGAAGCUGAGAAACGGGAUUUCAAGUUAUGGGACGUACGGAAUGGGAUUCAAGGUCCAUGGUUAAAUUGGGAAUAUAAACCCAUUUCAAGUGCUUUUCUAUUCUUGUGAUGUGCAAUGGAGGUCCCUCUAUAAUUCUGAAGGAAUGAAUUCUCGUGACUGGACCAAUACUUUCUGUAGGAAGCUGAAUGAGAAAUUUUUAUUACCUUGAUUUCAAGCAUCAUCAUCUUUUGUGUAUGCUUAGGAGGAGGCAUCUUUCUCCAAUCUGUGUAAUUCUACUGUUGUUUCUCUCAUUUGUAAUUCCUUCUUGAGGUUUGCUGCAGACUCUCUUCUUAGCAUUUCUCAGUAUGAGACUUCAGCUUUAGGGUUUAAGGUAAUUAACCAAUAUUAAUUACUGUUUUUUUUCCUAUUGA